AUGGUAUACGAAGAUGCGAAGGCCGUCAAAGCUGUGUCAGCGAACACAGAUUUAAUACCAGCUAUAACCAAAAAGACUGCGAUAUACAAGUCAGAUUGCACAAAGCUUUUCAGUCUGUAUAUAAAUGAGUUGAUAGCAGGGCUAAGCAGCAAGCGUAUCGGAUGUUGGAUUGAUGGAAUUUGUGUGAAUAACCUUAGCUACGCGGAUGAUAUGGUGCUGCUCGGCCCAACUGCCAACGCAAUACGGGAACUUUUAGACUACUGUACCAAAUACGCUGCAAGCCACGGUCUUUUGUAUAACUCUAAAAAGAGUGUCUUCAUGAUCUUUAAGGGCGUCAGCAAAAAAAUAUCCCUUGAGCCGGUCAUUACGCUUAACGGACAGGUAAUUCAAAAAGUGACACAGUUUAAAUAUUUGGGGCACUGUGUCACGGAUGACCUUGGGGAUCAUGCAGAUAUUGAACGGGAACGCAGGGCUCUUGCUGUGAGAGCGAAUAUGUUAGCACGUAGGUUUGCUCGCAUUAGUAAGGAGGUAAAAGUUACUUUGUUUAAAGCGUAUUGCCAAACCUUCUACACGAGUAGCCUGUGGUUUAGUUACACGCGUGGAGUAUUGGAUAAAUUGAGAAUCCAGUACAAUAACGGCUUCAGAAUGCUUUUGGGCUUGCCGCGUUUCUGUAGUGCCUCAAACAUGUUCGCACAGCAUCACACCCAUGACUUUUAUGCCAUGAUACGACUUAAAACGGCGUCACUUCUGCAAAGGGCACGGUCAAGCUCAAAUGGCAUUCUGGAGAUGUUAACAAAUAAACUUGACUCGCCUAUUAUGCAACACUUUAUGCAAAUACUGGUGAGGCAAGAGUAAUGUUAAGGUUUUAUUAUUAUAUUUUAUGUGUGUGUUACUAACAUAGCUUUUAUAAGUGUUUCUGUAACUAACCCGUGGACCUCUGUUGUCUGAGAAAUAAA
Trichoplusia ni (cabbage looper) is the source of this 956-nucleotide messenger RNA. RefSeq lists its product as uncharacterized. The transcript has 3 exons. NCBI's taxonomy places the organism in Eukaryota, Metazoa, Arthropoda, Insecta, Lepidoptera, Noctuidae. The record is from RefSeq and is a predicted model, not a curated record. The coding region runs from base 1 to 855 and encodes 284 amino acids.